This is a messenger RNA of Coccidioides posadasii C735 delta SOWgp, 651 nucleotides long. RefSeq lists its product as uncharacterized. The record is from RefSeq and is a predicted model, not a curated record. Gene Ontology annotation, molecular function: rRNA binding. Gene Ontology annotation, cellular component: nucleolus. Lineage: Eukaryota; Fungi; Ascomycota; Eurotiomycetes; Onygenales; Onygenaceae.
AUGGCACCUCCUCCUAAACGCCGGAAAUUGGCUAUCGCCCCUGUCGACGAAAUUGUUUUUGAUAAUGACGCCCGUCAUGAUUUUCUCACCGGAUUCCACAAGAGAAAAGUACAGCGGGCCAAGCACGCGCAAGAGAUAGCGGAGAAAAAGGCGAAGGAGGAAAGGAGGGAGCACCGCCGAAAGUUGCGGGAAGAGAGGCAGGCGGAGUUCCAAAGAGCACUCGACCAGAAUCGUAAACGGAUACAGGAGCUUAAUGGCCCAUCGGAAUCCGAAAGCGAGAGCAAUCCGGACCAAGACAAUGAUGCAGAAUGGGCAGGAUUCCCUGAGCCGGUGGAUUACGAGGCGGAAUAUAUCGACGAGAAUAAAUAUACCACUGUAACGGUGGAGGACAUGGAUCCCUCGAAGGAAGGGAUGUACAAAGCAGCAGAGAGUAUCGAUGGGGUUGAUGAGGACGAAGAAUCCCCAAAGACAACUGGUGCUGUGACUAAAACACCAGAGAAGCAAACAUCAACGGGGAACGAUCGCAGUCAGGCAAAGAAGAAGAAAAAGAAAAGGAAGUUUCGAUAUGAAUCUCAUGCCGAGAGGAAAAUCACGAGAAUGAAGGAACGGAUGGGCAAUCGGAAGCAGGCGAAAGCUAGACGAGCAACAUGA